UCUAAAAGCACAUAAGUUUAUACAAAAUCGUGGCAAGGACUACAUUGGUUCUCUCAUGACCAACCUGACUCAUUAUACACAAGCUCAAGUCAGCGACUAUAUCGACAUGGUUAUAACAGAGUCGUAUACCAAUGUCGGAUUAUGUGAACCUCUCUCCUACAUUUAUUACCGCAGUGUCAACUUCAUUUGUGGUCGUCUCGUUGAUCCCAUUAAUGGAUUCUGGUUAGGUCUUAUACUCUGUGCUCUUCUCUUUCUGCCCGUCUUGUAUUUGGCCCAUCAUCUGAUGUGUUUGUUCAAAAAGUAUGCUUCCUAUACCAGAAGAGCGGACAUAGUGGAGACUGGACGGCCUUCUGGCUGUCCUGCUUGUACGGGUUUACCUUAUGUGCCUUCGCCAGUUGUGAUCUGUUCCGGUGGUCAACAGAAAAUUGGCGGUUGUACGUCAGACCAUACUCCAAGAACGGGAGGUGGAGUUGCCCGCAAUGAUGUUCUUACAUUCGUGGAUGAUCCGUCGACUGAAACCUUUACCGAGGAACAGGAUGAGACCUCAUUCAGUAAGCGAAAGCAAGACUAGGAUUCAAACAGAAAACAUUGGGAGUAAGCAAGGAAUACAUUGACCAAGUGCAGAUUAUCAUCACACGUUAUCAUAAUAUUUUCAUACAUAUAUAUUUGUUAUAGGAAAUUAAUCGAAAUAUAUUCUUGAAUAUA
Molecule: messenger RNA, 705 nt
Organism: Drosophila innubila
Lineage: Eukaryota; Metazoa; Arthropoda; Insecta; Diptera; Drosophilidae
Product: prominin-like protein
Exons: 3
Coding region: 56-571 (171 amino acids)
Cellular component (GO): membrane
Source: RefSeq, a predicted model, not a curated record